Messenger RNA from Lemur catta (Ring-tailed lemur), 939 nucleotides. RefSeq names its product olfactory receptor 4F3/4F16/4F29-like. Gene Ontology annotation, molecular function: G protein-coupled receptor activity; olfactory receptor activity. Gene Ontology annotation, cellular component: membrane. The record is from RefSeq and is a predicted model, not a curated record. Gene Ontology annotation, biological process: G protein-coupled receptor signaling pathway. Bases 1 to 939 code for a protein of 312 amino acids. The transcript has a single exon. Lineage: Eukaryota; Metazoa; Chordata; Mammalia; Primates; Lemuridae.
AUGGGGGGAGGAAAUUAUUCAGUGGUGCAUGAGAUUGUGUUGGUGGGACUUACCAGUUCUUUGGAGAUGCAACUUGUCCUCUUUCUAGUUUUCUCCGUGUUCUAUGUAGCAGGUAUUUUAGGAAACUUCCUCAUUGUGCUCACAGUGAUCUCUGACUCCCAUUUGCACUCCCCCAUGUAUUUCCUGCUGGCCAAUCUCUCCUUUAUUGACAUGUGGGUUUCCUCCAUUACAGUUCCCAAGAUGAUUUAUGAUCUUUUCAAGGAGAGAAAAGUAAUCUCUUUCCAAGGCUGCAUUACGCAGAUGUUCUUCGUUCAUGUUAUUGGAGGAACUGAGAUGGUUUUGCUCGUUGUCAUGGCCCUUGACCGAUAUGUUGCUAUAUGUAGGCCUCUCCACUACCUGACCAUCAUGAACUUCAGAACUUGCACUUUCCUUUUGGUGGCUGCCUGGACCAUUGGAAUCACCCACUCAUUGAUCCAACUUGUAUUUGUUGUAAAUCUACCAUUCUGUGGCCCCAAUGAAGUGGAUAGCUUUUACUGUGAUCUUCCUCGAUUCAUUAGGCUUGCCUGUACGGUCAUUUACAGAUUGGAGCUCAUAGUCACUGCCAACAGUGGUUUCAUCUCUCUGGGGACUUUUUUCAUCUUGAUUAUCUCCUAUAUCUUCAUCUUGGUCACCGUUUGGCAACAUUCUUCAGGUGGCUUGUCCAAAGCCCUCUCUACACUGUCAGCGCACAUGACAGUGGUGGUUUUAUAUUUUGGUCCGUGCAUCUUUGUGUAUUCAUGGCCAUUUCUCACAGUGCCUGUGGAUAAAUUCCUUGCCAUUUUUGAUGUAAUAAUUACUCCAUUUCUGAACCCUGCCAUCUAUACUUUUAGGAAUAAAGACAUGAAGGUGGCGAUGAGGAGAAUAUUCAGUCAGAUGUUGAACAUCUGGAAGCUGUUUUAA